AUAUAUAUAUAUAUAUAUAUAAAGUGAUGUAAGCGGGGUUGAACUGAGUCAAAGACUGUUUACGCAGAAAAGAAGAUCAUGCUUUUCUUUUAUUUGCUUGUAUCCGUGUUUGCAACAACGCUAGCCAUGAGUGUACAAUGGCACGGAAAGGCAGAUAUCGUUAUAAAAAAUAUCACGGAUUUACAUACUAGUAGUAACAAAAUAGAUUACUUAAAGGAAGUCCUUUUGAACCAAGAAUUGGCUCAAAAAGUGCAACUCGUGCAAAAUGUUGUACAAGUUAUGAAUGAUGUCCAGACUUUGAAAAAGGAGGUCGACCGUCUGAAAACGGAAAACUUGGAUCUUAGGAUGGAAGUUGGCAACCUUUCGUCAAAAGUCGUGAAGGAGAACUGCACACAGGACCCGCAAUAUACGGACAAGAGAACACCUAUCGGUUUUUAUGCCUAUUUUUCUAAAAAAAAAUUCAAAUCCCCUCGAGCAGGUCAACCACUCAUCUUUGAUUCAGUGGAGACAAACUUUGGAAACGGAUACGACAACACAACCGGAAUAUUCACUGCUCCAACUUCCGGUUUAUAUGUGUUCACAUAGACCUUGCUUGCAGCUAGUAUGCAUGUUGCUGGAACCUCUGGAGAUUAUGGCGAAAUGGUUGGGGUAUUAAAACAAAACGGUAUUGCGAAAGGAUGGAUUGUUGCUGAUACUGAAACAGAGUAUGAUGCAGGUGCUGGCACUGGCUUUGUUUUGUUGAGUGUAAAAGAAAAGGACAAAAUACAGAUUGUCGUUGGACCUUGGGACGGUCAUGGUUCAAUGCGCAGUGAUGGCCGUGAUGGCCGAACUACGUUCUCUGGAUUCCAGAUCAUCUAAUUGCAUCUGAUUACAACUGUGGCGAGACUAACUUUACAACUAGAAGCAUAGAUCUAGACUCUAUUCAGUCUGCCAUUUACUCGAUUGAAUUACCUUUCCCUAUUCUAAGAUCAGCAAAUCCUAUGAAUGGAAAUUUGUUUGCCGAAACGCCUUCAUGUAAAUAUUUUGAAUGCCUCUAUUUUACUAUAUAAUACAUGUACCGAUAAUAAAAAUAAACUCAUUGUUUAGUUCCAUAA
Messenger RNA from Ostrea edulis (European flat oyster), 1094 nucleotides. RefSeq lists its product as uncharacterized. The record is from RefSeq and is a predicted model, not a curated record. The transcript is spliced from 2 exons. Lineage: Eukaryota; Metazoa; Mollusca; Bivalvia; Ostreida; Ostreidae. Bases 79 to 585 code for a protein of 168 amino acids. Gene Ontology annotation, molecular function: protein binding.